UUCUUUUCACAAAUGGAACGCCUGAUCGAAAAGGCUAUAAGUAUACUUUGCUUGGAAUGAGUCGGCAGAACGCUGGUUAACCCACGUGGAGCGUCUGAAACGUGCUAGUUCAUAUGAACUGAAGUUACGACGAGAUGUUUAUUCCUAGGGAGAAUAAUACUGAUGGAAACUGGGAAGAAUUUACCUUAAUAUUGGUGAGUACCUGACUACGUACUUCUGCAUCAGAGAAACGCUUCAAAAACAUAUCUGUACCACAGUAGGAUUCAGAGGUGGUUGUACACAUUAAAUUUUCGACACGGAACUAUUUUAAAAUACGUGUUUUUAUUGGUGAAAUGCUAUAGAAAAGCAGAUACGUUGUGUUAGAAAUUAUCUAUUAUGUUAUGCGUUUUGAGUCAUAAAAGGUUAAGACACACUAAAAUAAAGUUAAUAAUGUACCUUAGGGUUUGAAAAACAUUUUCAUUUUCAACAAGACGAAAAAACGUCUUCAGGUCAUUACUAAAGUCAAAACUUACUAUCUUUUUCAUUUUAUUUCUGUUUGAUUCUCAAAGCCAGCGGUUUCAAUAGGAAAUGUGGGCCAGUUAGCCGUGGAUCUGGUAGUUUCUACUGUUUGUCCAGAUGGUUCCCCCAUUGGAUAUCUGUAUGAUUCGUGUGUCUUGCCUGUAGUGGGGAAUGAUGCCUUUACUUUGUCAACAGAAGCUCCUGGAAAACUAAAUGUCAGUGUUGAAGGUUUGUACAAUCAACUUUCCCUUUACCUUUGAUAUUCCACAAUCUUAUUUAUUUAUUUAUUCUCCUUUGUACAUGCUGAACAAUCUUUGUAAAUUAGUUAUCAAAAACUUGGUGGUAUGUGUAAAAUGAAUUUUUAUUACCAGUUUGAUUGUUUGCUUGAACUAGAGUCUACAUUUUAUUACUCAUGAACUUUAGAUAACAUUUGAAAAAAAUACCUUUAGGGCAUCCUUUGUUAAAGGGAAGGGUUCUUGUGUAGAUGACUAAUUGCUGUGUUAGGGAUUGUUGGUAUGAAACCAGAAAUGUCUGUGAAAGAAUGUGAAAAAGGUGCCUCAUAAAGCUCCUCAUGGAGUGUUCCAUAUAACCACAUGCAAAGCUUUGGUUGACAUAUGUUUUAUUUCUUUGGCAGUGUACAAAAAUGAUGAUCUGAAGUUUAUUGUAGUUCAACAGAGAGCUCCACUAGUUAAGGUAAAUAUUUGAGUAUUACGGAGACAACUGUAUACAAUGAUUAUCUUUCCUUAAGGUUGAAUUGUGACCAGAUGCUUGAUGUGCUUAGAAAACAUACAUUUAAAAUGUAUGCAAAGUACAAUCAUGUUUAAUGACAAAAAUUUGUCUUGAUUUAUUUACUUAAUAAUGUUAUUGUAUAUAUGAUUUUCAGAAUUAUAGUCAAACCUGUAUUAAGCAGACACCUUUGGGGAAUGGUGUGGUGACCGCUUAAUAUAGGUUGAGCACUUGAUCAUGUUUUAUAGAAUAGGUGUAUUUGCCCCCGCAGGGUUUUUGGCCCCAGAGGGCCAAAAACCCGAGGAGGCACCUUAGGACUCCCCGUGUAAUAUAGAGGAAGACUGGAGAAGAGAGAAUGUGGGUAUUUUCGGUAGAUCAUAACCAGAAAAAAUCUCGAUUUGAUUGCUUGCACGGCCGCAAGGUAUCAACGUUUUUCCCGCAAAUGGUCAUGGGCUGCCAGUAAAAAGACACGCGCGCGAGGACUUUUAGGAUCGGCGUCUUUGACACGAGAUAUAGAGGAAGGCUGGAGAAGAGAGAAUGUAGGCCCUCUUAAGGUAUAAUGUUGUGUCUAAUAACUAUUUAAUAAUAUAUUGUUCUUCAAUGCUGUCUAUAAAUUGUUCUCCAAUGCCACCUAUAACAUUCCAAUGUUAAAACUCACCCAAGUCCCUUCAUUCUGCUUCUUCUUGAUCGUGAAGAACAAACAAAUCCUAAGUUAAACCACACAGCAAAAAAAAAAAAAAAAACCCCAAGCACUUCCCAAAACUACAUUUUGUACACUUGUAGUAUUUUGAGAUCCAAAAUUACUAACACCAAAGUACUGAGCCGCAAUUCCGUAACAGCAUAACAGAAAAAUUACACAACUGUAAACAACAAGCCCAACUCCAAAAAAAAAAAGAAAAUGGUACUGUAGGGCGGGGGCAGCUCUAGUGAGAACUAUAACUAGUAUAAAAAAGACUACAAGAAAUGCCAUCUUAUGCCAUAAUUUACCACUUAAUUUCAGUCCACAUGUUGCUUGCUAUCAAGGAAUCUUAUCAUCAAUGUUUUAAGUGCUUGAGCUCUGUUAAAGUAUCAAUUUGUUGCAUACCAGUAACUGUAGAAUGAUAUUACCAUUUAUUUCAGGGUCGUCAGACUGAGUACUGCAAGAAACUUGUUACCUGGAUUAAAAGUUGCAACUUCAAACAAGUCAUCCUUGUUUCCAGUAUUAGUGCUACAGAAAGAGUUGAUGCACAGAUUGAAGGGUAAGAAAUUCACCUGUCAGACUAGUUCCAUUUUUUAAUCAAUUAUUCUUUUAUUUUUACCAUGUGGUUAGAUUUAUAGCAAUCACAUCAUAAUGUGUAUAGAAAGAGAAAUUAAGGAACAUUCCUUCUUAAGAUGUCAUAACAUAUACAAUUUAUACUGUACUUCAUCUGAGUCACUCAAGACAUCUCAAAGAUUUUUUAAAAUGGUUACUGUCGUCAUUAACAACGCAUUGAUUAAAUUACAACUUAACUAAUGAAGAUGGCUCAUGUGAAGAAAAGCAAAUUAAAUUAAUUUGAGUUCAGAUGACACCUAAUGGAACACUCAACUCAACUCACUCAAAUUUUUGUUUUUAGCCAUCAUUGCCAGCAAAUAUGGUAUUUGACGGGGUAACUUUAGAAAGAUAAGUGUUUUGCCAAUUCUCAGAGCUUCCUGUUUUUUUGUAAAUUCAAGAAAAGUUAAAUUACAAUUUGAAGCUAAAAUAAGCAACAAAGAAAGAUUUGAAGAGAGUAAGGAGAAAGUAGAAAGCUUAAAUUUUUGAUGUUACAAUCAUUGUACUCAGUUUUUUUUUUUUUCAGUUCUCCAUUGAGAUACCUUGUAACACCUGCAGUAAAAAACCUCCUUCCAGUAUUUGAUGAAUUGUCAUGGAAGUCAUUGGAAAAGAGACCAAAAUUUCCUCAUGUUAACACUGAAGGUGGGUGACAAAUUUGAGUGUUUUUUUGUUUCUAUCUUUAUUUCUGGAUUUAGGUUAAUUUUCAUUCAGCUGCCUCUUCUGUACCUUCCUAAACAUAGUUAUGGCAAAAAUGUGUUUUGAAAGAUUUUUUCAGGUCUGCUAAACUUCUGCUCACUUACUUGUCAUGGUUUAAGGGGGUGGGGGUGUUUGCACCUUCUACCUUAACCCCUGUGGAAGAGGCAAUCCAUUUUGAAGACUUUUACUUGACUGCAGAAUUGACAUCAUGUUAACCAAUAGCACAGUGAAACCCACAACAUCAUAGGCAGUAUACAUCACCACACUGAACCUUCUAAAUAGCAAGCUCUCACCUUGGUUAUUCACAACACCGUUUUGUAGAAUUCUUAACUUUAAAGUUUCAUUAUGUGAGCAUUCAGUAAUGGAAGUGUUGGGGAUACUUUAAGUAGUGAUAUUUCAUGAGUUUUCCUCUUUCUUUUUCAGAAUCAUCAGAUGAAGACAAAACUUUCUUUUUCCCUGGAGGAGGAUUCACAAAGAAGCUUUAUGAGGCUUGGUAAUGUUUUUUUACCCUUAAGUUUUUUUUACAGUUUGAAAAAUGGGAAAUAAUAAUGUUAUGGGAUAGAAUAUCAUCUUUUACCAUGGAAAAAGGUGAUGAAUUAAUUUUUUUUAAGUGAGGUGCAUUUCAACUGUCUGAAAAAAAUGAGGGAAAUCAAUGCAUCAUUGUCAAAUCCAUUUUAUGUUUGUGUUUUUAGUUGCAGAGAUGACAUCCCUCUGACUGUGGUAUUAACAUUUUGUUCAGAAGGGGAUAAUAUAUCAGAUGCAGUAAAUCUCUUUCUUUAUCUUAAUGCCUGGCUCAAGAUGGUUCCCAAAGAAAAGGUGAGAGAUUAAUUCUAACGUUAACAGCAUGUUUUGAGAAAACAUCCCUUUAGUUGAUUGUGAUUUAUCCACAAGAUUCAUGCCAACCAAUCUUAUAACAACUGGGAAAUUCAGAUAAAUCAUUAACUUUUGAUAUCUGGUACACCCCUGUAGUUUAAUAAUGGCUUACUGAAGCUUACUGUGCAUUCUUUUUCAGGUUGAAGACAGGAUUCUAGGAAAACCAAGUGAGUUUUGGGGACAUGUUGUUAAUAUUAUAUAUUUUAUGUCCAAUCAUUGACUGUCACCUCUGGCAAGCUCAACUCACCCUAUAUACUUGCAUUUGUUGUAUCUGUAAACUCUCAGGCAAUCCUGAACUUUGCCAGAGAUGUCACACCUCUGUUGAUUGCAUAAGAUGGCUGUAGGUAUACAGCUAUGUCAUUGCUGGUCUCAAUCCAUCCUCUCAUGUGGGAACUAGACCAUGAGCCAUCUUAUACCUAGUAAGUUUACUAUGCUGAUCUGGCCUAACGAGGCUGGAGCAGCCAUCUAAGACUGCUACCUCAGUGGCCCACUUUUGACUUCUGGUCACCAUUGAUAAUAAUGGUAAUGAGCACAAUUUCGUCAAACAUCUCAUUAUCACACCUAAUUGAAAGAAAAUGAAAAUGAAACUGGUUGGAACGUUUUGUACUGGUGACAAAUAAUUCAAUAGGUAACAUUCAGAACUGAGGAUGGUGAAAGCAUUACAGAUUAGUCCACACAAGUUGUUGAUAAAUAUUGCAUAGGAAAAUAAUCAGGAUAUAUAUUUUGCAGGUGACUUCAAUUUUCCAGCAUCCUGGCGCUUGAUGUUUGGUUCACCAGUCCAUCCAGAUGGAAAUCUAUUUUGAAGAGUUGCACUUUAAACAAUCUCAAUAAAUAUGUUGAUUUAAAACUCCAACAACCAACACUGGAUGGCCAGUUGUGAAGAAAACAGCAAUGCAGGAAAAAGUCGCCGAGCAAAUAUACCACUGACAGUUUUUAAAGUGAAAAGAAUUCUCAAGCAGUACAAAAACAAUGACUGAUAGUAGUGCCAUGAAAACAGAGUCAUGUAAAAAGCUUGGCAUGGAUUUAGUUUUCCUGAGCAUUUUACUUAGGGUUUAAUUCCUUAAUAAGUACCAUUUUAAAAAAAAUAAUCAUGUUUGAUCAAAACUGACCUCUGGAGUUUGAUUAUGGCUCUGUCAGAUUUAAACCCCUGAAACCCCUUAGAGUGACCAGUAUCUGAACCCUUUAACUCCCAGAUCAAAUUUGUACUUCUCCUUACUGUCAACCAUACAAUUUUUAUGAUGUUAGUUCAGAGAAUUUAGUAUUGGAUCAACUAAUUAUCCCCAAAUUUACAUUUUUCUUUCUUCUCAUCACUUAUCUGGUUGAUAUUGUAUUGAUAUUGUAAGGAGAAAUUCUGUUUCAGUCACUCGUGGGAGUUAACGGGUUAAAUCUCCUUACAGAAAUACUGCUGAAUCAUUUUUUAAGAUCAUAAGAGUAACUAUAAAAAUGAUUGCCAACCUAAGAAGCUUUGAUUGUUGAAUGAAUUCUCCUUGUCAGCACCAAAGGAAGUGUACUUGUGGAGAACAUGGAUACUGAUCUUAUGGUGUACAGGGUAAACUGAAGAGGAAUUUCUGUGGGUACGGACAACUUUUCAUAACUUUCAAACUGUUUCUGUGGAACAAUGAUGGUCUGUCAAGUGUGUGUGUACAGUGCAUUCAAACAAAGAAUGAAGCACAAACAUUUUUUGUUGGAAAAUAUAUUACUUUCUUUGAAUGUUCAGAAAAUAUGUAAAUUUGCUACACUGAGACAUUAGAUUCCUAGCUGGUAUAUAUUAAGUAUUAAUCUAACAAGAUUGUCAGCUGUAUUAGGACUUUACUGUUAGACCUCUUCUCUGCAUGGCGCUAACAGAGCUGAGCAAUAAUUCAUGUUUCUACCCCUUUUCAAUGUCUUAAAAGUACUUCUAGAAAAUAAUAAUUAAUUGUGACAACUCUCUAGUAUAAGAAAAUAACUUUUGAUCUAUUUGGACUUAAUAUUCAUUUUCACUUUUUGAAAUCUCUAUGUUAUGUCGCACUUGCAGAGCAAGAAUUGUCAAUACUUAAUUCUCCUUUGAAAAAUAAAUUAGUACCUCUCUGCUUUGUUUCAUCUAGUAUCAAUAUGACAAAACUAUUUAUUGCAAUUUUAGUGAUUGCUCUUCUCACCAUAUGGUUUACAGUAACC
Molecule: messenger RNA, 6235 nt
Organism: Pocillopora meandrina
Lineage: Eukaryota; Metazoa; Cnidaria; Anthozoa; Scleractinia; Pocilloporidae
Source: the annotation of a GenBank genome assembly